Menidia menidia (Atlantic silverside) is the source of this 2310-nucleotide messenger RNA. The record is from the annotation of a GenBank genome assembly. Lineage: Eukaryota; Metazoa; Chordata; Actinopteri; Atheriniformes; Atherinopsidae.
GCCAUGUGACUUUUUGAUUCCUGCUGAUGACGACACAAGCUGGGCGGCUCCCGUCGAUGUAGUUCACUUCCUGCUUCUCUGCCCUGGUUUCGCCUGAUCAGCUGCUUCAGCCCUUACCUCCGACGAAAGACACAAUGUCACAUCAAACGGGCAUUCAAGCGGGGAAUGAUGUGAAGGAUAUCUUCGCCAGCGCCAGGGGAGGGGACCAGUAUAGAGUCUUAAAGGUGGUCAUUGAGGACGAGCAGCUGAGUCUGGGCGGCAGCAGGAAGGCCUCCAAGAAGUGGGACCAGGAGUACGACUCCUUAGUGCUGCCCCUGCUCGAGGACGCCGUCCCCUGCUAUAUUCUGUACCGGCUGGACUCCACCAACAACCAGGGCUACGAGUGGAUCCUCCUGGCCUGGUCACCGGACCACUCUACUGUGCGACACAAAAUGCUCUACGCUGCUACCAGGGCCACGCUCAAGAAAGAGUUCGGAGGCGGCCACAUCAAGGAUGAGAUAUUUGCUACCACAAAGGAAGACUUGAACCUCAGCGGUUACAGGAAGUAUCUGACCUCUCAGGCCGCCCCUCUGCCCCUCACCGCCGCCGAGGAGGAGCUGAGGCAGAUCAAACUCAACGAGGUGCAGACGGACAUCAGCGUGGACACCAAGCAGCAGACCCUGCAGGGAGUGGCUUUCCCCAUCCACAAAGAGGCCGCCGAGGCGCUCACACGCUUUAGAGAGAAAAAGAUCAACUACGUGCAGCUGAACAUAGACGCUGGAAAAGAGAUCAUCCUCUUGUGCAGCACUGAGCCGACCGAGGUGAAGGACCUACCGAGGAGGAUCCCUAAAGACUCUCCACGCUACCACUUCUUCCUCUACAAACAUUCCCACGAAGGCGACUACCUGGAGUCCACAGUCUUCAUUUAUUCUAUGCCGGGCUACAAGUGUAGCAUCCGCGAGAGGAUGCUGUACUCCAGCUGCAAAAACAACCUGGUGGAUAUGGUGGAAGACAAACUCCAGAUUGAAAUAGAAAAAAAGCUGGAAAUUGAAAACGGGGAAGAAUUAACAAGUGAUUUCCUGUAUGAAGAGGUGCAUCCCAAGCAGCACGCGCACAAGCAGGCCUUCGCUAAGCCCAAAGGCCCCGCAGGUAAGAGGGGGGGCCGCCGCAUCACCCGGCCCCCCGCCGAGGGAGAGGAGGAGGAUUAAACGGACCUCAGCCCCCGACUCGUCGCCUCCACCCCGAGCACGUUCCACAAUGGAACAUUCCUGCGAUUGGGAGGGGGGGGGUGGGUUGAAAUGAAUAUUUGACUCCCUUUGUACAAAAAGAAUAAGACGAUAACCUCAAAUUCCCACAAUUUCCCCCCAGAGAGCCAACUAUGCACGCCAAGGACAACUGAGCAUUGACACACUUUAGAUUUCCAUUUGUAGCUUGCCAAAUGGAAGUAUAUUUAUGUAUGUUAGUACAUUCACAAAAAAGAAAAAACUUGAUUCAAAGGGGCCCAAAGUCAAAAGUUGAGGUUUUUACAUUGUUGCCAGUUUGACACUUCACCAAAAAGCUAAACAAAAAAAAAUCUAAACAAAAAAAAAACCUUCCUGGGAUGAAUGUGAAGUUGCGCCAACAUGAUAAAAUUCCAAUUUUGAGUUCAAAAGCUUAAACCCUUAACUUGCAUUCCUUAUGUCUGUUUCCAUUAACGUUUUUUCGUGUCUAAUGUGUAGAACGUCUCUACUGUUUGCACAAUGAGGUGCUCCAAAGAAGAACAGGUUUAGAACGAUCCCAUUUGUGUCUCUCCAUUCAUUUUAACCGUGCAUUUUAUAUUUGAAAAAAAAAUUGACUUCUUUUUUGAUAUAACUGUGGUUUACAUGAAACAAAAUCAUCUGCUGAGAAACUUAUUUUUCUAUGCAAGUGCUGUAAAUGUACAUAUUGUAGCUGUGUGAUGCUCUAUGAUUAAGAAACAGUUUGGUCUGUUCUGGUGAUUGUAAAUGUCAGUGAGGACUACCGUGGAUAGAACUGGGGCUUCCAGAAAUAUUCCAUCAAUACAUCUCAGAUUUCACAAAGAGGAAGCCACUCAGACUUGGCCGGUUCCCACCAAGAAGGGAAUGCCAUGAUACCGGAGCGGAAAGGGAAUACUACUAAGUACCUUGAUUUAAAAAUGUUGCCACAUCCACUGGUCUACUCGUUCAUUUUAGGCAAACUACUAAGCUCACCUCGUGUGUGAAAGGGGAAACCCCUUUAGUCAUACAACGCCAUUAUAAUAGAAACAUGUUUGGUCUUCUUUGUUUUCUUACAAAUCUUUCUUUUAAAGAAGAAGAAUAAAAUAUUUAAAUCACA